AUGGAUACAAAACAACAAGGAUUGAUCAUGACAGAAUGUGCAUUGACACCGAAAGAAAAUCGAGAACAAUUGACCAUGUUGUGUUUUGAAAAGUUCUGUAUUCCUGCCAUGUAUUUGGCCAAUAGAAAUGUCAUGUCUUUAUAUGGAAAUGGUUAUGUGACUGGUUGUUCGGUAAAUUCUGGUGACUCUAUUACGACCCUAGUUCCAGUGUAUGAAGGUUUUGCAUUAAAACAUGCCUCUAAAAGAAUGGACAUUGGUGGACAUGACUUGACCAUGUAUUUGAUCAAGUUGUUAAUAUCCGAAAAAGGAUAUCUAAUGACAGGUGGCAUGUCCCUCAUUCCAAUCAUUCAACACAUUAAGGAAACACUUUGUUUUGUCAGCAAUGAUUUCGAAAGAGAAAUGAAUAUGUCCAAAAGCAUUGAAAAAACCUAUGAACUUCCCGAUGAAAUGCUCAUCACUCUCGAUAAGGAAAGUAUUCAAACAAGUCAACCUCUCUUCGAUCCCAAUUUCAUUCCAAGAGACAACGACAUGGAUGGACUCCAUUCAGAAAUUUAUCAUUCCGUCUUGAAGUGUGAUCUCGAUUUACGAAAAGAAUUAUUUUCAACAAUUUCACUUUCUGGAGGAAAUUGUCAACGGCAUGGAAUUGAAAAGAGAUUGGAACGAGAAUUACAAUUACUGGUUCCUCCUUCUUUGAUUCAAUGUGUGAAAUUGGUGGAUGAGAGAUCUCGACCUCAUUGUAUGGAUGUAAGUCAUAUUGUUCAUAGGAAAUGGUUUUAA
Messenger RNA from Naegleria lovaniensis, 777 nucleotides. RefSeq lists its product as uncharacterized. The transcript has a single exon. The record is from RefSeq and is a predicted model, not a curated record. Bases 1 to 777 code for a protein of 258 amino acids. NCBI's taxonomy places the organism in Eukaryota, Heterolobosea, Eutetramitea, Acrasida, Naegleriidae.